UUGCAUAUGAAUGCCCAGAAAGUAUUCACUCAGGAGUUCAUACAACGGUCACAACUCGGAGAGGAAUUGCGGCCAACGACACCGCUUAUAGGCCACAAUCGAUCGAAUUCUUCAUCGUCACUAGUUUCGUCUAACAAAGUUGAAAGCCCAGAGGAUGUAUCUCCUCUUCUACCAUACCAUAUCACGGCAAAGGCCUACUCUAACACUUCUCGAGACAAUGAAGUGAUCGCGAGAGCCAUAUUCGCUGUCAUCUCCUCGACUACUAAUACCUCCUAUAAGCUAUCGUCUAAGGCUGCUACAAAAGCAUUUGAACCUUAUGAUAAAACCAAUAGAGGUUCAUGUUUUGCACCUAUUACUGAUGGACAGAGGAUGAUUAAAAGGAUGUCUAGCCUUUUGAGGAACAUAAGCAAAGUAGGGUUUGAAGCGCAAAUGCAAGAGGUUCGGGCCGCUACAAGUAACAACAACCACUUGCUUCACACGAUAUCAGAACGUCGGCGUCGCGAGAAAAUCAAUGAGAACUUUGAGACUCUUAGAAUGGUACUCCCACAAGGGACCAAGAAGGACAAGGCAUCAGUGCUUACAAAUGCUAAGAACUUUGUAAACGCAUUGAAAACCCAAAUAUCAAAGCUCGAGGAGAGGAAUCAACAACUAGAGAUGCAGAUUAAACUUGAUGAGCAUGAACAUGAUUCAAAUACUGAAAGAGUGGAAGUUUAUGUAGCCGAAUCAACAUCCGAAUCGACAUCUACAAGCAAGCAAAUCACACUCUCAAUAAUAGUGAGGACCGAAUGCAACAUGAUAAGUUUGAUUCUUUCUGUACUUGAAUGUCUGAACAAGAAGGCCGAUUUGAGUUUGGUAGCGAUAGAGGCAAGCGAAAGAACUCGGCGACCAAAUAUUCAGAUGAAAGCAAGCAUCACAGUGUCGGUUAAGGAUUGCGACUGCGACAAGGAGUUAUUCAAGGAGUUUGUGGUGGAGGCAGUGAAUGAUGAAUUGGACAAAGCAAGAGCUUCUACCAUUGUUGUUUGA
Messenger RNA from Zingiber officinale, 1023 nucleotides. RefSeq names its product putative transcription factor bHLH041. Lineage: Eukaryota; Viridiplantae; Streptophyta; Magnoliopsida; Zingiberales; Zingiberaceae. The coding region runs from base 7 to 1023 and encodes 338 amino acids. The transcript has 3 exons. The record is from RefSeq and is a predicted model, not a curated record. Gene Ontology annotation, molecular function: protein dimerization activity.